AUGAUGAAGACUUCUGUAAUGCUCAUGUUAGUAGUCGUGAUCAGUCUGAUAUGUUCAGGCGAGGCGCAGGAGGUAGCGCGCACGUACUGUGGCCGACACUUGGCGGAUACACUCGCCGACUUGUGCUUCGGGGUGGAGAAACGCAGCGGUGCGCAGUACGCGCCCUACUUCUGGACGAGACAACACUUGGGAACUCGCGGGAAACGCGGCGUAGUGGACGAAUGCUGUUUCCGGCCUUGCACACUUGACGUUCUCUUAUCUUACUGCGGUUAG
Messenger RNA from Bombyx mandarina (wild silkworm), 273 nucleotides. Its product is annotated as bombyxin B-7-like. Lineage: Eukaryota; Metazoa; Arthropoda; Insecta; Lepidoptera; Bombycidae. Gene Ontology annotation, molecular function: growth factor activity; hormone activity. Gene Ontology annotation, cellular component: extracellular region. The record is from RefSeq and is a predicted model, not a curated record.